This is a messenger RNA of Macrosiphum euphorbiae (potato aphid), 291 nucleotides long. NCBI's taxonomy places the organism in Eukaryota, Metazoa, Arthropoda, Insecta, Hemiptera, Aphididae. The record is from the annotation of a GenBank genome assembly.
AUGGACCAUAACAAUGAUAGUCGAUCAUUUCAAAUAGGUUGUAGAGUGGUACCGUUACCACUUAAUGUGAUAUGUGGUGAUCAAGCAUUUGAUGAAAAUACUAAACAGGAAAUAGUUGAUAGUCAAGUAUUUAAUAGCAUUAUUAAAGAGGAAAUUACUGAUGAAACAGACCGUAACAAUGAUAGUGAAUUAUUACAUAUAAGUUCUGGAGUGUUGCCACUCUCACUUGAUGGUUGUUGUGUUCAAGAAUUUAAUGGCAUUCAAGAAAUUCGCCAGACUAAACCGGUGUAG